AUGAAGUAUUGUUCGGGGAGUGGUGAUAAUGACUGCAGCACUCCACCUAGGAAGUAUUGUUCAGGGAGUGGUGAUAAUGAUAGCAGCACUCCACCUAGGAAGUAUUGUUCAGGGAGUGGUGAUAAUGACUGCAGCACUUCACCUAGGAAGUAUUGUUCAGGGAGUGGUGAUAAUGAUAGCAGCACUCGACCUAGGAAGUAUUGUUUAGGGAGUGCUGAUAAUGACAGCAGCACUCCACUUAGGAAGUAUUGUUCAGGGAGUGGUGAUAAUGACUGCAGCACUCCACGUAGGAAGUAUUGUUUAGGGAGUGGUGAUAAUGAUAGCAGCACUCCACCUAGGAAGUAUUGUUCAGGGAGUGCUGAUUAUGAUAGCAGCACUCCACCUAGGAAGUGUUGGUCAGGGAGUGGUGAUAAUGAUAGCAGCACUCCACCUAGGAAGUAUUGUUCAGGGAGUGCUGAUAAUGACAGCAGCACUCCACCUAGGAAGUAUUGUUCAGAGAGUGGUGAUAAUGAUAGCAGCUCUCCACCUAGGAAGUAUUGUUCAGGGAGGGCUGAUAAUGACAGCAACACUCCACCUAGGAAGUAUUGUUCAGGGAGUGGUGAUAAUGACUGCAGCACUCCACCAAGGAAGUAUUUUUCAGGGAGUGGUGAUAAUGACUGCAGCACUCCACCUAGGAAGUAUUGUUCAGGGAGUGGUGAUAAUGAUAGCAGCACUCCACCUAGGAAGUAUUGUUCAGGGAGUGGUGAUAAUGACAGCAGCACUCCACCCAGGAAGUAUUGUUCAGGGAGUGAUGAUAAUGACAGCAGCACUCCACCCAGGAAGUAUUGUUCAGGGAGUGCUGAUAAUGACAGCAGCACUCCACCUAGGAAUUAUUGUUCAGGGAGUGGUGAUAAUAAUAGCAGCACUCCACCUAGGAAGUAUUGUUCAGGGAGUGCUGAUAAUGACAGCAGCACUCCACCUAGGAAGUAUUGUUCAAGGAGUGGUGAUAAUGACAGCAGCACUCCACCCAGGAAGUAUUGUUCAGGGAGUGCUGAUAAUGACAGCAGCACUCCACCUAGGAAGUAUUGUUCAGGGAGUGGUGAUAAUGAUAGCAGCACUCCACCUAGGAAGUAUUGUUCAGGGAGUGCUGAUAAUGACAGCAGCACUCCACCUAGGAAGUAUUGUUCAGGGUGUGGUGAUAAUGACUGCAGCACUCCACCCAGGAAGUAUUGUUCAGGGAGUUGUGAUAAUGACUGCAGCACUCCACCUAGGAAGUAUUAUUCAGGGAGUGCUGAUAAUGACUGCAGCACUCCACCCAGGAAGUAUUGUUCAGGGAGUGCUGAUAAUGACUGCAGCACUCCACCUAGGAAGUAUUGUUCAGGGACUGGUGAUAAUGACUGCAGCACUCCACCCAGGAAGUAUUGUUCAGGGAGUGGUGAUAAUGAUAGCAGCACUCCACCUAGGAAGUAUUGUUCAGGGAGUGCUGAUAAUGAUAGCAGCACUCCACCCAGGAAGUAUUGUUCAGGGAGUGCUGAUAAUGAUAGCAGCACUCCACCUAGGAAGUAUUGUUCAGGGAGUGCUGAUAAUGAUAGCAGCACUCCACCAAGGAAAUAUUGUUCAGGGAGUGGUGAUAAUGAUAGCAGCACUCCACCUAGGAAGUAUUGUUCAGGGAGUGGUGAUAAUGACUGCAGCACUCCACCCAGGAAGUAUUGUUCAGGGAGUGGUGAUAAUGAUAGCAGCACUCCACCCAGGAAGUAUUGUUCAGGGAGUGCUGAUAAUGACUGCUGUACUCCACCCAGGAAGUAUUGUUCAGGGAGUGCUGAUAAUGACUGCAGCACUCCACCCAGGAUGUAUUGUUCAGGGAGUGCUGAUAAUGACUGCAGCACUCCACCCAGGAAGUAUUGUUCAGGGAGUGGUGAUAAUGAUAGCAGCACUCCACCAAGGAAGUAUUGUUCAGGGAGUGGUGAUAAUGAUAGCAGCACUCCACCCAGGAAGUAUUGUUCAGGGAGUGGUGAUAAUGAUAGCAGCACUCCACCCAGGAAGUAUUGUUCAGGGAGUGCUGAUAAUGACUGCAGCACUCCACCCAGGAAGUAUUGUUCAGGGAGUGGUGAUAAUGACUGCAGCACUCCACCCAGGAAGUAUUGCUCAGGGAGUGCUGAUAAUGACAGCAGCAGUCCUCUACAAUUCUGUAUGUUAAUUGUGCAGUACUGGAUGUACUGGGCAAACAUUCACUUGUCAGAAUGA
Messenger RNA from Protopterus annectens (West African lungfish), 2223 nucleotides. Its product is annotated as extensin-2-like. The record is from RefSeq and is a predicted model, not a curated record. Lineage: Eukaryota; Metazoa; Chordata; Ceratodontiformes; Protopteridae. The transcript has a single exon. The coding region runs from base 1 to 2223 and encodes 740 amino acids.